This is a messenger RNA of Oryzias melastigma (Indian medaka), 2739 nucleotides long. RefSeq names its product cylindromatosis (turban tumor syndrome), b (gene cyld2). The record is from RefSeq and is a predicted model, not a curated record. The transcript has 14 exons. NCBI's taxonomy places the organism in Eukaryota, Metazoa, Chordata, Actinopteri, Beloniformes, Adrianichthyidae. Gene Ontology annotation, cellular component: cytosol. The coding region runs from base 314 to 2443 and encodes 709 amino acids. Gene Ontology annotation, molecular function: K63-linked deubiquitinase activity; cysteine-type deubiquitinase activity. Gene Ontology annotation, biological process: protein K63-linked deubiquitination.
AUAACACAGCGAGGGCGGGAGCAAUCGCACUGAAAUGUCUUGAUGUCUGCGCCGCGGAGCAGCCGCCGCCUGGCCCGGGGCCAGUCCUCUGUCAGCGGCGCUCUUCAGGGCGGAGACCCGGCGCGGUGGGCGUUGAGUCGGUGUUUUCUCCCUCCUCCACGUUAAAGUCUCAGCAGGAAGUGCUGCGCUGACAGACAGACAGACAGUCACCUGCUUUGGCUGCAAUUACCUUAACCAGGUACAAUUUGUUCCACAUUUAGCGCAUCAGACAGAUCCACAUCUAAAAGGCAGAGUUGGUGGAAGUGAGUCCACCAUGGAGCCCAAAGCUGCAUCAAAUGAGAAGUUUUUCAUUGUCGUCCGCGGGAAGUCCAGGAAAGGGUUCUCCCGAGGAUGUAUUGGUCGCGUGGAGUCGGAGAACGAGCGUGGGGAGGUGACGGUUCUCCUGUACGGAUGCGGCAGCAGCGCGGGGACCCCCAAGAACAGAGGCGUCCUGAAGAGGGAGGACACGUGCCCGCUGACGCGCCACCAGGCCCAGCUGCUGCUCUACAUCUCCAGUGUCAGCAAACGCUUCGAGCUCAUGUGCAACACCCGGCUCUUCAACGCCAUCUGUGCGCUUACCCAGAACGACCUGGUGGUGGUCAGGCACAAAAAGGGACACCUGCCGGGGAUGGUGAAGAACCUGAUGCAGAUUGGAAAGAAGGAGAACAAAGAUGACCUGCACAUGCUUGGCUUUGAGGUGGACUUUGUGAACAAUGAUCACACUUUGUCAUCCAAGAAAGCUGCUACGAUGCAACUCUUCAGUGCAGCAGACAUCAUUCAAGUGAUUCCAUCCAACUCCAACCCCUUUGAAUUUCACUGGAGUGAUGGCAGUGGAAGUUUAAGCAAAAAAACACUGAGUCGUAUCCAGUCCAUGCCCAACAUGGAAACACGCACAAAACAAGAUGUGGAGAACCUGAGAGAGCAGAAGAUUGUUCAGAACCAGCGAACGGAUUCCCCUCAGGCACGCCUGGAGGUGGGAUCCAUGGUGGAGGUUGUUUCCGACAGUGGAGUCACUGUUUAUGGAGUCAUCCGGUGGCUCGGCAUCCCAGAAGAGAAGAAGAAAGAGUGGGCUGGGAUUGAACUGGACUACGAGGUUAAUGGCUGCUCUGAUGGGAAGUACGGAGGCCGGAGAUAUUUCACCUGUGAAGGCAAUAGAGCUUUGUUUCUUCCCAUCACAAAGUGCAGCCCUGACAGCCGCUUCUUCUGCUCGUCAACAGAAAAACACAAACUCACAGAAAUUCCUUCAGUUCCUCCUUAUGAGGAGCUGGAGGAGGACGCACCGCCUGUUCCAGAAUCCGAGGCGCUGUCUCUAUUUUUGGGUCGAAUGAAGGGCAUACAGGGCCACAUUAAUUCUUGUUACCUGGAUGCGACACUCUUCAGUUUGUUCAGUUCAUCUGUUGUGGUGGAUCGGAUCUGCCAGAAGCCCACUGACCCACAGCAACCCCUAAACUGCACUCUGAGAACAAUAGUCAAUCGUUUACGCAGACAGGGGUUUGUGCCUGCAGAGAGUGUGAUGAAUUUUCGAAAACAGCUUGGCUGUGACACUUUCAGGACUGAUGAAAAAGACCCAGAGGAGUUCAUCAGCGUCCUCUUUCAGAAGGUGCUCUGCAUAGAGCCACUACUCAAACUCAGGUCAGAAGGUGAAACCUCGCAGGGGGCAUACACCCUCCAGAUCUUCCUUGAAAAAGAGCAGCUGCCGCAUAUUCCAACAGUCCAGCAGUUAUUGGACACAUCAUGCAUGUCAGGGGACAUUAAAUUUGAAACUGUGCCAUCCUGUCUGAUAGUUCAGAUGCCAAGAUUUGGAAACAUGUACAAGAUGUUCCCCCACAUCAUUCCCUCCAUGGAGCUGGACAUCACAGAUGUUCUGCACAAUUCUCCACGGGAAUGCUUUAUCUGUGGACGUUUGGCAGAAUUCGAGUGUCCUCAAUGUCUGCAAGAUCGCAAACUGCAACCAGGGAGGAUCAAACAAUUCUGCCUUACCUGCAGCACACAGGUGCACAGCCACCCGUCUCGGGGCAGUCACUUUCCCCGUGCAGUAACGCUUCCUGCAGAUGCAGAUGCAGACACACCUGUGCUCAGGCACACCAUGCAGCUGUUUGCUGUACUUUGCAUCCAAACCAGCCACUAUGUGUCCUUUGUCAAAUAUGGCCCUGAACCUCACUCGUGGGUCUUCUUCGACAGCAUGGCCGACAGAUGUGGUGACGAUCAGAGUGGUUACAACAUUCCAGAGAUCCGAGCCUGUCCGGAGCUCGGAGACUUCCUGUGUCAAUCAGAAGAGGAGCAGGCCCGCUCCAAUCCUCUUCAGGCUCCAGAGUUAGUGCGAAGGCUGCUGUGUGAUUCUUACAUGUUGUUAUACCAGAGCACGGACGCACCGCUUUCAAAGCCAAACAACCAAGAAUCUUAAAGGCACUUAAGGACGAGGACGCUAUGUUCCAUAACAGUCUUUAACUAAAUAUGUGUGUUCACUUUAUGCACUUUAAUACAUCCAGACAGCAGGAACUGGAAUGGAUGUUGAUACUAUUACAAAAGGAAGGGAGUUUAUGUAUCAUACAUUAUUUAGUAUGAUAUAAAUAUAUUACAUACUUUAUAGUGUAAAACAUUUUUUUUUGCACAAGUUAAACUCUGAUCUGUUCUUCAUGAAUGAUCACGCCUUGUGGUUAUUUGUCAAAAUCUCUUUAAUAAAUGCAAUGGCAGAUCAUA